CCCGGGUGCGACGACGCGGGGGCAGGGGGCGCACGGCGGCCGCGGGAGCCUCCGGAGCAAGAGCUGCAGCGCCGCCGGGAACAGAGGCGGCGGCGACACGACGCGCAGCAGCUGCAGCAGCUCAAGCACCUGGAGUCCUUUUGCCUUUUGCUGAUUGAGAUGUGUUACAUUCCUAUGAACAUGGCUCAUGACUGGUGUUUUCUUCCUUUCUAGUUAUGAAAAACCUCCUCCUGGACUUAUCAAGGAAGAUGAGACUAAGCCAGAAGACUGUAUACCAGAUGUCCCAGGCAAUGAACAUGCCAGGGAAUUUCUGGCCCACGCACCAACCAAAGGACUUUGGAUGCCACUGGGGAAAGAAGUCAAAGUCAUGCAGUGUUGGCGUUGUAAACGGUAUGGUCACCGAACGGGCGACAAAGAAUGCCCUUUCUUUAUCAAAGGCAACCAAAAGUUAGAACAGUUCAGAGUAGCACAUGAAGAUCCCAUGUACGACAUCAUUCGAGAGAAUAAAAGACAUGAAAAGGAUGUAAGGAUACAACAGUUAAAACAGUUACUGGAGGAUUCAACAUCAGAUGAAGAUGGGAGCAGCUCCAGUUCCUCAGAAUGUAAAGAGAAACACAAGAAAAAGAAGAAGAAAGAGAAGCAUAAGAAAAAGAAGAAAGAAAAGAAAAAGAAGAAAAAACGAAAGCAUAAGUCUUCCAAGUCAAAUGAGAGUUCAGACUCAGAGUGACAAGAGCUUGACUUGUUCAACAUUCUCUUCUCAGAAAUCAAACACCGUGGCCAAAGAGCAGAGGAAUGUGGAAUCAGAGAGGAAUAGGAGAGAGAGACACCAAGAGAGGAGGAGAUUUGGUGUCACAGGUGUGAAUUCUCACCUACCUUCCAGUAAAGAUGUGACCCCCAGAAGAGUGAGUUGUAUCUUGCCAGGUGCUAGCUCUGGACAGCGGCUGAUUUCAGGCUGGAAAGCUUUUCUCAUUGUUCUCCUCCCUGCUGAUCACUGUGGGUCCUGAUUCCUUAGAAAUGCCUCUGGCAGGGUGGCCAGACUAAGGGAAUCUCUGAGGAAGCUCUUCCAGGUGCUGCCACAGCUUCCACCCUCCAUGGUGGGGCUACUUAAUACCCCUAGAUUUCAGGCUUGACUUUCCUCUGUUGUUGAGGAUAAUAAAAGCUCGUUAUUUAUUUUUUUAAUGUA
This is a messenger RNA of Orcinus orca (killer whale), 1183 nucleotides long. RefSeq names its product RP9 pre-mRNA splicing factor (gene RP9). Bases 188 to 727 code for a protein of 179 amino acids. NCBI's taxonomy places the organism in Eukaryota, Metazoa, Chordata, Mammalia, Artiodactyla, Delphinidae. The record is from RefSeq and is a predicted model, not a curated record. The transcript is spliced from 6 exons. Gene Ontology annotation, biological process: RNA splicing.